This is a messenger RNA of Macrosteles quadrilineatus (aster leafhopper), 3369 nucleotides long. Its product is annotated as fez family zinc finger protein 2-like. The coding region runs from base 137 to 1051 and encodes 304 amino acids. Gene Ontology annotation, biological process: regulation of transcription by RNA polymerase II. Gene Ontology annotation, molecular function: DNA-binding transcription factor activity, RNA polymerase II-specific; RNA polymerase II cis-regulatory region sequence-specific DNA binding. The record is from RefSeq and is a predicted model, not a curated record. The transcript is spliced from 4 exons. Lineage: Eukaryota; Metazoa; Arthropoda; Insecta; Hemiptera; Cicadellidae.
AAAGGUCCUGUAGGAAAGUAACUGCCGCCAGCCGCCAGCCGGGAACAGAGAGUUGAGAGUCGUGGUUACACCCCUACGAGACAGCGAGACAGGAUAUGACGACCUUCACCUCCGUCCACGCAUAACCUCAGAAGGAAUGCAGACAGACACGGGCGAGACUCAGGCCAAGGGGGCUGACACCCUCACCUUCUCCAUAGCCAAGAUCAUGGAACCCGACAAGCCUCGGAUCUCCUACCAGAACAGUCUUGACUCCGCGUUCAAGAAGUACGUCCCUGUGAUCCAUCCUCAGAACCUGCUACAAUACCCAGUGUUAUACUACCAUCCGGGGUACCACCACUACCUGCGGAGUCCUCUGGCCACGGGGGUGGUGACCGAGGGCGCUGGCGACUCUGCUGAGGCCGACAACAAGGAGUCUGGGGAAAAUCGGACUAAUAAUCGACAUAAAACGUUCACCUGCACUGACUGUGGAAAGGUAUUCAACGCCCACUACAACCUGACACGGCACAUGCCAGUUCACACUGGGGCAAGACCAUUCGUCUGUAAAAUCUGCGGUAAGGGCUUUCGGCAGGCAUCAACGCUCUGUAGACACAAGAUCAUCCACACGGAGGAGAAACCCCACACAUGUACCACGUGCGGCAAGGCCUUUAACCGCAGCUCCACACUCAACACACAUGCAAGGAUACAUGCAGGAUAUAAGCCAUUCACGUGUGAGUACUGCGGCAAAGGAUUCCACCAGAAGGGCAACUACAAGAACCAUAAGCUGACGCAUAGCGGGGAGAAAGCCUACAAGUGCAAUGUCUGCAACAAGGCGUUCCACCAAAUCUACAACCUGACUUUUCAUAUGCACACGCACAACGAGAAAAAGCCGUUCACCUGCAGAAUCUGUGGGAAGGGAUUCUGCCGAAACUUUGACCUCAAGAAACACAUGCGGAAGUUACAUGACUCCAGCUCUCCGGAGAGUCAGGACCAAGGGCCUUCCUUGCAAAGUCCUGGCAGCUUCCUGGGACCUCUAAUGGUGCCGUCCACACCCUACGUGUCUAAGCUCUUGUGACAGCAGAUCUUCCUGCAUCGCCCCGACACCAGAACUUAGCUGUGCGCUUCAUCUGCCAAUCGCACUCGCAGUGCUAGUGCUAAAGGCUUGGAUUCCAUUAGUUUUUUUACAUAUACGAUCACUUAAAAUUAGCUUUUAAUGUACCAACCGAGACAAAUAAAGUGGAUUGAGUCUAAAAAAAGUAAAACGUCUAAGAAAGCUACAAGUUCUUCAAACAUCGGUGUAACCAAGUCAAUAAUGGAAUUAGAUUAGUUCACUUUUCUCACUGGUUAAGCUAAUAUUAAAACCUGAUCAUAAGAUUAUUAAAAUAUGGGCAGAUUAAAAUAUUUAAUUGAACCACUGUCCUCAGAAACCCACUUAGGGCAGCAAUGUUAAAUUGAUUUGUCUUUUGGCCAUUUUGAUAUUGCUUUACAAGUGGCCAAAACAAUCUCUCAUGAUUAAUUAUUAUUGUUACGUGUUUUACACCAAACUGUUCUAUCCAUUGGUCAUCUAUUGGCCUUAAAAAUAUCCUCUGCAUAUACAUACAACGUUAAAGUCUCUAUUUCAUUAUCAACCAUUUAUUUAGACAAACACUUUUUGUUGAAAGAACAUUUUGCUGGGAUAUUACUAUUUCAUAAUGAAUGUUACGUUGAAGUUGGUCCGAUCAAAAUGUUUUAUAACGUGUGACAAUAGAAAAUUAAUUGUGAAAUACGACGCACAAUACGAUGAUUUGUGCACUAAAACAUAAUAGCUAGAGCAAAUGAAAUUCAAUUCAUUCAGCACUGUGAAUGCGAAGGCUUUGAUAAUAGAAAAAGAUGAAAAAGUGAUAUAAACAAAAAUGAAUAAACUUAAUCGUGUAUCUUAGUGCGGAAAAUGACACAUCUUUCUACAAGGGUUUACUGCAUUUAUGAAUAAAGUCCAUGGUUCCAUUGUUUGAAAAAGUCUCUCAGUUUACAAAUAUGCUCAGUCAAAUAACCGUUUACGUAAACAGUCUUUUUGUGACAACAUGAUAAACAAAAUUAAAACAAGAAAUGCAAAUAUGUUUGAAAUAAUGUGACGGGCAUAGAUAAAAUACGUAAACUAUUUAAAUUUAAAUGACGGAUUAUUUAGAACAUGAUACAGUACAUUUCUUGUACGGAUGCAGUGUAUGACUUUUUGACAUUCGAUCACACACAUGUUAGCAGAAAAGACCUGUCCAAAAUGAAUAAUCUUAGAAAAUCAAUCUUUAACAAUCUUGAGCUAAACUAUAGAAAACAAUUUGCAAAGUCCACACAAGUACAAUAAAAAUGUUAAUGAGAGAAGAGUAAACUGAUGUUGCUGUUAAAAACAAUACAACAUGUUAAAAUAUAAAUUUAGUUGAUUUUAUUUUUGUUCUGGGACACUACAUCUAAUUACUGUGUUGUACAGUUUUAUGCUGUUGAAAUUUCAAAGCCCAAUGAAGUUUGGUAUUUCGUUAUUUGAUUAAAAGUAAUAAAAGUUACAACAUUGAUUACUUUCUCUCAUGAUAAUUCAUUUUUUGUCUAGACACCUCAUAAACUGAACGACUUGGAGGAAAGAAAUUGCAUUCAACUAUCAAACAGUAACCUAAAAUCUUUCAUGUUUCAUUAUACGUUCCCGAAGGUUUUUUUCAACCUCUAAGUAUGCAUAUCUAGACUGUAGGCCUAAAGAUCCUGUUGGUGUAUUCUUUAUGUGUGUACAAAUCCCUAAAACAUCUUCAGUUCGUACUUUCAACCUCGUGUUAGAUACAUAAAUGUCUUUACGGGCCUAAGUGUUGAUCAAAGACUAUAUUGCCCUUAUUGGGGAAACAGUUGUAGCUGUGUUUAUAAGUAUAUAUGUAUUCUUACGCAAUAUAUUUUAAGUAUACAAUCAAAGGUGUAAAAAUACGUUAACAAUGUUUCGUUAAGUUUUAUUUAUAUUCGGGAUGUUUUGUUGAAUAAUUUGCAUUGGAAUGUGUGUUUGUUUUAAAUAGUUAAAGGCGUAAGUUGAUCGAUAAUAUUUCCAUGUAUACAAUAAAUUUGAUAAAUUUUGUAAAAUACUAUGACUGAGGAAGCUAUCACGAAAAUGAUCUGAAAAAAUUUUUAACAUCUACAGUAGGAUUUUAUAGAAUGUGACAAAACCUCCUCGUAUUAUUUUCUUGAGUAAUAGUCUGAGGCAUUCUAAUUGGUUGAUUAUGUAAAAGCAUUGUGAAACCAAACGUUUGAUAUUUUUACAGUACAACGUUUGUGUGUUGAAUACAAAUUAAUACAGACUAGCGUUUUAUAAAACUACUUCUGCUGUUCAAUAAUAAAAAAUGGAAAGAUAAUGAGUCUAUUGGUAAGAAUAAUUAUCCAGCAAUUUUA